ACAUCAGGUCUUCAUUUAAAGCUUUAUCAUCCGCUGCGGCUGCUCAUCUCUUUUGAAAGCUUCACGACUCUGCCAGACAAAAGCAGAAAUCGACCUUUUUCUAAACGCAUACUGGCUCUGUAUUCCAGAUAUCUACUGUAUCCUAUUAUCUUUUUGCUUAUGGCUUCUAUUUUUCAGAACAUUCUCCGCGCCGUCAGAGGUCCGUCGAUCGUUGCUAACGGGACCGCUGGUUUGGCGUCCACUGCAGGUGCUGUGUCUCCGACCAUGACUGUGCCUGAAGGUGCUGAGAUUGCGACUAUUGCUGCUGGGUGCUUUUGGGGAGUCGAGCACAUAUACCGAAAGUACUUUGGUAACGGAAAGGGAUUACUUGAUUGCCGCGUAGGCUACAGCGGUGGCUCGGUCAAGAACCCGACUUACAGAGAAGUCUGUGGCGCCAACACCGGCCAUGCCGAAGCGCUGCAGAUUGUGUUUGACCCCAAACUAGUCUCCUACGACACUCUGCUUGACUUCUUCUUCCGCAUGCACGACCCCACGCAGUACAACCAACAAGGCCCCGACCGGGGUCCGCAGUACAGAUCGGUGAUUUUCUACCACUCGGACGAGCAGAAGCAGACUGCAGAGGAGGUCAAGGAGCGGCUGCAGAAGACGUUUUAUCCGGAUACUCCGAUCGCGACGCAGAUUGUUCCGAUCCAGACGUUUUGGGACGCUGAGACGUAUCAUCAGCUGUAUUUGGAUAAGAAUCCUUACGGAUAUGAAUGCCCUACUCAUUUCCUUCGGACGACUCCUAUGAACCGCUAAGCGUUGGAUGGGCUAAGUAUUGGAUGGGCUAAGUAUCAGAUGGGAUGUGGUAUGAAUACUAGUUUCGUUAAUGAAGUUAUGCACCUUUGAGGAUUCAGUUUGAACACUCGCUGCUCUAUCAUCUUACUCUGAAUUUCCGUAUAUGAUAUAUGUAAUGCCUUUAGAAGUGCUUGAGACUGCUUUCCUUCCUCCAGCAGACCGAGUUGAUACCAGCCGGCGAGUGCUCUGAGAGGACGCAGCUGACCAGACGCACAAACCUCAGCUGGAUAUCACAUCGUCUAUAAACACCAUAUCAUAAACAAUCCCUUCUAUAACUCCAUCAAGCAUCAAAUGAAUAAUCA
This is a messenger RNA of Myxozyma melibiosi, 1139 nucleotides long. Its product is annotated as peptide methionine sulfoxide reductase MsrA. The transcript has 5 exons. The coding region runs from base 160 to 798 and encodes 212 amino acids. Lineage: Eukaryota; Fungi; Ascomycota; Lipomycetes; Lipomycetales; Lipomycetaceae. The record is from RefSeq and is a predicted model, not a curated record. Gene Ontology annotation, molecular function: peptide-methionine (S)-S-oxide reductase activity.